AUGACCUCAUCCCCGCCGGCGGCCCCGCCCUCCGCCCCGGGCCUGUCACUCGCGGCCGAGCGCGGCGGCCCAGCCGGCUCCGCGCCCCCCGCCCGGACGCCGGAGCCCGAGCCGCGCCGGAGCCGCACCGGCCGCGCCCGCCGAGCCCGGGGGGUGGGAUGCGCGCCGCGAGCGCGCGUGCCCGUCCGCAGUGCGCGCGCCCCGGCCCGAGCGAGCGCUCCCCGCGGCGGCGGCGGCGACGGCGGCGACGGCGACGCGGCCCGCGCGCUCCCCCGGCCCCUGCCCCGGCUGCGCGGGCCCCCGCCGGGCCCAUGGGCGGCGCGGCCGAGCGGGCGCGCUGAGCGGGCGCGGGUCCCCGUGCGCCCCGGACACGAGCGACGGCGAGGCCCUGCCCCCACAGUGGAGGAGCCCGAGUGCCUGCCUGGGGAGCAGGGUGUCUGGCCAUCAUCACUGAAGUAUGACAAGUGUCCUCAGGGGGCCCCACCACAGCAGAAGCUGCAGGUGCCACCCAUCCACCCCACCCAGGGACCUCCCAGCCCCCAGAAGGGUCCCCCUAGGCCUCAGGACUUCACUGUGCCCGGAGCACACCCGUGCUGCCACCCCCAUCCCACGAGCGUGUGGCGCACUCCUGCAGGGGGACAGACACUGGCCCCACAUGGCACACGCUCAAGCUCGCUCUGCAGAACUGGGACAGUGGCCGUGGCAGAGGAGCCCCGCCUCCACUCCCAGACCCCUCCAGCACCUGCCCUGGCACCUGCCUCAGGAACCCACGGACUUGUGGAGGCAGCCCCAAUGCCACCCCCGUUCCUCGGGGCCAGAUUAUCAGCUUAUGGAGAGAUUGUGCAGCAUGGGGCCACAGAGGGAGGGUCUGGCACCAUGCCCGGUCCCUCCGAACUCUAA
This is a messenger RNA of Felis catus (domestic cat), 900 nucleotides long. Its product is annotated as mucin-1-like. Bases 1 to 900 code for a protein of 299 amino acids. The transcript has 5 exons. The record is from RefSeq and is a predicted model, not a curated record. Lineage: Eukaryota; Metazoa; Chordata; Mammalia; Carnivora; Felidae.